AUGACCACACCACAGGUGGGUCAGUACACAAGGAUCACACAACAGGUGGGUCAGUACACCAUGAUCACACCACAGGUGGGUCAGUACACUAACCUCACACCACAGGUGGGUCAGUACACCAGGAUCACACCACAGGUGGGUCAGUACACCAGGAUCACACCACAGGUGGGUCAGUACACCAGGAUCACACCACAGGUGGGUCAGUACACCAGGAUCACACCACAGGUGGGUCAGUACACCAGCAUCACACCACAGGUGGGUCAGUACACCAGGAUCACACCACAGAUGGAUCAGUACACCACGAUCACACCACAGGUGGGUCAGUACACCAGGAUCACACCACAGGUGGGUCAGUACACCAGGAUCACACCACAGGUGGGUCAGUACACCACGGUCACACCACAGGUGGGUCAGUACACCACCAUCACACCACAGGUUGGUCAGUACACCAGCAUCACACCACAGGUGGGUCAGUACACCACCAUCACACCACAGGUGGGUCAGUACACCAGGAUCACACCACAGGUUGGUCAGUACACCACGAUCACACCACAGGUGGGUCAGUACACCAGCAUCACACCACAGGUUGGUCAGUACACCAGGAUCACACCACAGGUGGGUCAGUACACCACCAUCACUCCACAGGUUGGUCAGUACACCACGAUCACACCACAGGUGGGUCAGUACACCAGCAUCACACCACAGGUUGGUCAGUACACCAGUAUCACACUACAGGUGGGUCAGUACACCACGAUGACACAACAG
Molecule: messenger RNA, 765 nt
Organism: Procambarus clarkii (red swamp crayfish)
Lineage: Eukaryota; Metazoa; Arthropoda; Malacostraca; Decapoda; Cambaridae
Source: RefSeq, a predicted model, not a curated record